AAAGUGUCACCGAAAGUGCCAACGUCGCGGCGAACGCUUUGUCGGUCGUAGAUUCGCAUGAAACUUUUUGGUACGUGGUUUCGCGUUUUCCUUGUAUUCGUGUUAAGAUAGUCAUAUAUUCAGUUCGAUUUCUCUCUCUUUCUUACUGUCUGAUAAAACGCAAGGCAUUGAUUUUCCGUAUGGUUUGUGUGUUCGCCGAUACGCGACGUUGAAAAGACGCUCUCUCGCUCGCACGUCGACGUCGACGACGACGACGACGACGACGACGUCCGAUGUCAAGCGGUCGGAACAACGGAAGAACGUUAUCUCGGAGAAUCAUAUGACUCGUUCGCACGUGACUUUAUUUACAGUUUACUUACACUCGUGAACAUGCAUGGUGCAGUUUCUUGUGACAUGAUAGGCAGUAAAUACAAAGUUAGCGUGCAAUGCGGUAAGGACGGGCGGGAGAUCUUAGUUCCUUAUAAUGUCUUUGCUCGAUAAAUUGCAUCCUUUAAGGAAAAAUUACAAGGACGGUAUAAAUUCGUCUACCGAAUCUGGUGGUGGAACAACGACGACGACGACGACGACGACGACGACAACGACGGCGACGUCGAAGAAGAAGAGCGACGAUAGGGAACCAACAUUAUGUCUUGGUACAGACCAAGUACGGAUUCUACUAUUUCAAGAAUGCGAAUGGCGAGGUAGAAGAGUACUCUUUGAUUCUCUGAGACUGGAGAAUCGUCGUCGUAAAAAUGAAAGCUCUACGAUUGGCACGAAAAAAAAAACAGCUGAGGAUGCUACAAGUUCUUUAAGUGAAAUGGUAUUUGGCACUGUUGCAAUGACAUAUAAAGGAUCGUCGUUUAAGGUCCAUUCGAUGAAAUCUCCAGCGUGCAUCAUGUGUACUAAAGUUUUUCCUGUUACGGAACACAGCACGUACAAGCAAAAUGAAAGGCUCUCAAACGGUACACUAACGCGUUGUUCUACGCACGUGGAUUCCAAUACCAGCAAUAGUAGCAUACGAACUUCUUUUUCUCGUCCAAGUUCUGGAAAUAUGUCUUCGAAUGAUUUAUUUCUGGAUCCACGAAAAAAUUCAUCCUGUUCGAGCAACAGCAGUGUUUGGGACAUGGACGCACAACCACAAAUGGGGGGAAGCUCACAAUCGUUAGAGAGUAGUGGCUCAUCCGGUGUAGGAAGUAAUUUAUCAAGCUUACGUCGAAGAUGGUUGAGGGCAGUCUCAACUUCUUUAAGUCGAUCAGAUUCCGAUGAUAUAUUUGGUAUACAACAGUAUCGCGAGAAUAGCAGCGAGGGUGGUGAGAAACAUUAUAGAAGCAGGCUUGGAUUAAUGAUGCUAGUUCGUUUGACGCAAGGACAAGAAAGGAGAAUAGAAACGAGAUUAUUAGAGCAUAUGACUCUUCUAGAAGGCAUGUUGGAUCGUUUACGAUAUUUUUGUAUCGAAUCAGCUGGCUUAAAAAAUAAAAAUAGUUAUAAAGGAAUGGAUUCGGCAGAUAGAAUGUACCGAGCUUCUUAUCGUUUUGUCAUUUCACUUUUACGACUACUAAUGAAUGCGAAUAGUUUUCGACCUCCUUUACUGUGGCACGACGUACUACUUAAUUCUGUGAUAACGUUAGAAAUGAAUUCAAACAUUUUGCAUCGUGGUUUACAGCAGAUGUGUCAGUUACUCGAUGAUGUUGACACAAAGUCGACGAAUUUUUUCUUGAGUACUGUCAUGACCGCAGUACUGAUGUAUCAUCUUGGUUGGGUUUAUACUAUACUUCCUGCUAACGAUCGACAAAUGAUGGAAAAUUUGGAUCGAUGGUAUCCUUGUAAUCCCCUGUGGGCUCAAUUAGGCGAUUUGUACGGCGCUGUGGGCAAUCCAGUAAAAGUAACACACACACUCGUAGUCGGUGAUUCACGUAAGGCCGACUUAAUCAAUUCUGUUUUAUAUUUUCUAUCUUACUUCAUCCGUAGCGGAAUUGUGCAGAAACAACGAGAAUAUCGAUGUGCAAUACAAGAAGACAUUCGGGAAGCGACCAAUCUUUUGGAGCAAAUGCAAAUUAAACGGCCAUAUUUGUUCGACUAUACAAAGCCGAGAAAUAUUUCUAACGAUCAGAAUCAUGCUGUGACGAUUAGACGCGAAUCGUUAGUGCCAAUUCGUAAGGAAAUGCAAACGGAAACACAAGUUCGUAUAAAUGAUUGUGCGACAGGAAGUGAUGUAAGUGAGGAACAUACAAGAACGGAAUGCAUUAGAGAACGAUCGAGGUCAGGCGAAAUGUCAAGGCGUACGCUUAAACGUAGUACCACUAUGAAAGUUGCCCUUGAUCGAUACAUGUUAAAAGCGGAUGAACCUAUUGUCAACUCAACAUCGAGAUCGAUGAUAUCGAUAAUUCAAGAUGAUAAGGACGACAAUGAGGAGAAGCCAAUUUCGAUGAAUGUUAAUAAAAAUAGCACACAGAGUAAAGUGAAAAUAGUGGUAAGCGAGAUAGGCUCGGAAGAGGUCGAAGAGCCGAAAGGAAACGUUCAAUGUCAGGCACAAUUUCAAAUGCAAAAUGUUGAGAAAAAAAUGGAGGAAGACGAAGCUGACAAAACGUUAGUAUCAUCUAAACGAGUUUCUUUAGAACAGGAAUGUAAAAGUAAGGUCGAUUAUGUCAACAAGUCGCACUCAACAAGUCAAUCAGAUCUUCGUACAUUGAACGAUACAAGUUUUAGCGAGGAAAAUAAACAUCAGCAAGUGUAUUUUAUGCUCGGUUGCGAAGAAAAACCGAGCAAGUAUUUGUCACGCCCACGACUUGGUUACAAUUGUCAAUGUUCGUAUAUGUUUACAACAGUGCCAAGCACAUCUGCUCAAUUACCUGAAGGUGUGUUGAGAAAAAUAAUCCAAAGAAAUUUUCCCGAAUCAUCAAAAAGUAUGCAGGCUUCGCCUGGUGCCAUGUCGAAUAUGGAAUCGAAUUUAGAAUCGAAACCUACGCGUAUUUGUCCUAGAUGUCAAAAUCAAAGUUAUGCAUCAUCACAAACUUAUAAGGGUAUGAAAGAAUUAUUAGAAACGCCGACGAACGCUACUGAGGUAUUACGAACGUGCGUUAACGCUGAUAGAACAGUUGGUAUGUCUCGGUCUAAUAGUUUAGAGGCAUUGAUGGAAGCCAACAGUGUUAUCGAAUUACCUAUGCCACGGUCGAAGCUAGUCUCUCCUAAAAAAAUCAAUCCUAAUGAAGAAACCGGAUUUACAAAAACUCUUUUACAAACUAGACUACCAAAUACCAGGACAACUACUAGCAGUAAUUGGGGUACGAAUUAUACUUGGGGUCUGGUAGUACAAGGCUUAGUAAAGAAAGAUAAAAAGAGACGAAAACGUCGAAAGGAUAAAAACGAAGAACAAACUGUCGAAUCUGAUAUAGAAGAAGAUUGGUGGUGCUGCGUACGAGAGGAAGUUGCCGCUGGAGUACGUUUUCCCACGAUCGAUCAACCUGUAGCUGAAGCUGUCUGUAUUCUAGCAGAUCUAGAUACAUGGCACGUAGGAAUUUUAUCAAAUAACACGUCAUUGGAAAGUCCACCGUUACCGGUUGGCAUGUCACGUCUCGUUGCCAAUAUGUUGGAAGCAUUUGCCUAUGUUUGGCGCAAAUAUCAUUCUCCCUUACACUGUGUGGAUAUCUUGGAAUCAAAAUUGAGGGAAAUGUGGUUAAGAAGCGAGGCACUUGCCGAGAUGUUAAUGGCAGCGGAUGUAUGUGACGUUAGUGUCACAGCUUUAACCAACGCUCUUGAUCUCGAUGCCGCUGAUAUUCCUCUUUUACUGGCAGUAGCAACCACUCAUUCACCGGAAAUCGCGCAACGAUUUGGUCUCACGCUCGUUUAACACACGUCCUUUCGUUAUAUAUCGACAUUAUAUUGUCCUUUGUACUCUUAUGACGAAAAUAGAUAAAAUCGUUGUUUCGUGCGAUGAACCUCGUCAGAUAUUUAUACUUAUUGUCAUAAAAGAUAGUCAAUGGGAUUCAUUUUUAUUUUACGAAAAUAUAUUUUUUUAGAUAUAUUUUUUUUUCUUUUCUCUUUGCUAGCAACAUAAUAUUCCAAGACACAUAGUUAUAAAUUUGGAUUAUAAGUCGUCACGCGUAUAAGUGUGAUUUUUAAACGAAAUAAAUGUAUUAUUUAAAAAGCGAAUUGUUCAUAAUGUUAAUUGUUAUUGUUUAAGAAGAUCGAACAGAGGAGAAAUGAUUUUGAUAAAUUAUUUAUCUUUCGAUAAUGGAUAUCGAACGAUGUAACAUUUUAAUAAUAGAAUAAUCGGCGUGUGUUUGUAUUCGCCGUAAAGUAAUAUUAUUAAAUGCGUGAUCAAAAAAAC
Molecule: messenger RNA, 4306 nt
Organism: Vespa velutina
Lineage: Eukaryota; Metazoa; Arthropoda; Insecta; Hymenoptera; Vespidae
Product: folliculin-interacting protein 2
Exons: 12
Coding region: 464-3826 (1120 amino acids)
Cellular component (GO): cytoplasm
Molecular function (GO): ATPase inhibitor activity; protein-folding chaperone binding
Source: RefSeq, a predicted model, not a curated record